Daldinia caldariorum is the source of this 2130-nucleotide messenger RNA. RefSeq names its product UbiA prenyltransferase. The coding region runs from base 704 to 1765 and encodes 353 amino acids. Gene Ontology annotation, molecular function: 4-hydroxybenzoate polyprenyltransferase activity. The record is from RefSeq and is a predicted model, not a curated record. Gene Ontology annotation, biological process: ubiquinone biosynthetic process. Gene Ontology annotation, cellular component: mitochondrial inner membrane. The transcript has a single exon. NCBI's taxonomy places the organism in Eukaryota, Fungi, Ascomycota, Sordariomycetes, Xylariales, Hypoxylaceae.
ACAUAUGUAAUGCUUUAAUUGGCAAAUUAAGACGUUGCUCAUGACAGUCUUGUACAAUACCUGCAUCUAAAUACCUGCUGGUGACUAUGUGGAUGGACAGGGGUAAACGGCUCUUAUGAGUUCCUACAUUAGGUAUUCAGAACAAUAAUAGGACCGACUAAUUUAACAAAUUCAAGAGAUUACCUCAGGUACCUAAGGUACCUUCUCAUGUUUAUUCAUACAUUACACGCUCCAAAAUAUCUUGGCUUGAUGAGAAGCGGGAUAUUAUUAGAAAACGCUACAAAGUAAUAUUCACUCGAGGAAACCUGGUUCCCGUCUUGAGCAGUGAGCAUUAUGACCGAUUUUACCCUAUUUUCUGGACAUAACUCAGCCCUACAAGGAAUAUUAAAAACGCCAUCGCUUCUGGUGGCGCAGACGCGAAUGGCCGGGGACUGACUCCUUGUCUGGGGGGGUGUGAAAGAUACGUAGCUGUCGCCUAUGGGAUUGUAGUCCCUGCCAUCCUUGGCGAUGGAUAUUGAGACUAUUCCAACUUGAGUCUUCUACUAGAAGUACCUAGUGGCAGGAAAGAUGUUACGUGAGUGAUCUCGCUCGCUGUAGAAAAAAAAUCCACCCGGAGAAAAGAGCGAGAAAAAGGGGGAAGUUGAAUCUUUACCAGUUCAUAAAUAUCACGCCCUUCCAAAUCUUCCCCUUGUUCCUACCCAUUAUGACCGGCAAGACGAGCGACGAAAAGCCGCGUCCGGCUAAGGAGACAGCGGAUUUCCAGAAUACAGCGCUCGCGCAGCAGUAUGGCGGUGGACAUGCUGGUGGCUGGGUUGGCCGUUUGCCCUCAUCAUGGGUUCCUUACGUCCAACUGGCAAGACUGAGUCCUCCCGCAGCUCUGUUUCUCAUCUACUUCCCUCACUUUUUCGGAAUUAUGCUCGCCGCCAUUAUCCAACGAUCACCUAUCUCCCAGGUCAUCCGAGCGAGCUUAAUCAUGCUCGGCGGCAGCUUCUUCUUCUCGAACGCAGCUCACGGCUGGAACGACCUCAUCGAUGCGCCCGUCGACAAGUCCAUACCUCGUACAAGCAAGCGUCCUAUUCCUCGAGGCGCUAUUACACCCCGAGCCGCUUUCGCAUUCACGGCUUCACAGGCCGUCGGUGCGUCCUUCUUUCUACUCCUAAUGCCUUCCGGAAGCGCGAUCUACGCCGUUCCGAAUAUUAUCGGCACAUUUUACUACCCCUGGGCAAAGCGACACACCAACUUCGCGCAACUGGUGCUCGGCUUCUGCUUAGCUUGGGGCAUUAUCAUGGGGUCGUGCGCAAUGAGCCUGGAGCCAUUUACGGGAGGACCCUUUGGAAGCAGCAACGGAUGGGAGCAGUCCUUCUGGGUUGAGCCGUCAACCAUGUGCCUCUUUCUUGCGAGUAUCCUAUGGACGGUUAUCUACGAUUCGAUUUACGCGCAUCAAGACGUCAAGGAUGACAUCAGGGUGGGUUUAAAGAGCAUUGCCGUUCUGCUUAGGGACUGGACCAAAGCGUUCCUGUGGCUGCUCCUCGGUUGCAUGGUCGCACUGUUAUACGCAUGCGGGAGUCUGCUAAACACGGGGCUCGCCUUUCAUGUGCUCGCCGGCGGCGGCUCUCUUCUUUCCCUCGGCGCGAUGAUCGCUAAUGUCGAGUUGAAAGACUCGGCGAGCUGUUGGUGGUGGUUCCGAUACGGAUUCUGGCUAGCAGGAGGCGCCAUCGCGGGAGGGCUUCUCUCCGAAUAUGCGACGACUGUGCUAGCGUUAUAAGGGUUUUAUCAUUGCUAUGUACAAUACAGGAACAAAUGAUAAUAAAGACGGAUAAAUUUCAGGCAACUAUGCUCGCUAACAAACCGUAUAAUAGCUCAAUAAAUAAAACGUGAAGUCGGAUACACGGUCGCGUUAUCAUAGACUAUGCGUAGACGGAUAAUAACGACUUGCGUAAACAAUCAGCGUUAGAAGAAUAGUUGUAGGCUCAAAAACGACUUGUCCGGAAUCAAAUUCGCCGUAAACCGUACACGAGUAGGUGAUGAUUCCCUUAUCCCUGUGGCUAUAUUCGGAUCUCACCACGGUGACCGAAUUUGGCAAUAAGCCGAAGGCCGAAAAGACAAACGCCUCUCCACCAAUUAGCAUCU